AUGGUGGUGGCGGAUGUGCCAGCUCUCAUGGACAUUGCCAGUACCCUGGCCCAAGAUGAGAUCCCCUUCAAGCUGCGAUGUGCCAUGUGCAAUAAGCUGGCGGUGAACGCAUUUCGUCUCCCCUGUUGUGACCAGUCCAUCUGUGAGACCUGCCAAGCUUCUCUCUCGGACACAUGUCCUGUCUGUACACACACCCCCGUCUCGCCCGAUCUCUGCAAACCCAACAAGGCUCUGCGGACCACGCUCAAGGCUUUCCUACGCACCGAAGAGAAGAAGCGGGAAAAGGACCGUCAAUCUGCAGCGCCUCCAACACCAUCCAGUAUCACACCUGCAGAUACAAAAAUAUCGGCAGCUCCCGAGCAAAAUGCGGUUGAGCAGGUGACAUCUGUGGAGACGGCGGAUCAUACGGAGCCUACAGAGUCGAAGUCUCAAGUGCCGGGACCAGACACAGCGGUGCCAGCCACAGUUGGAGAGAGCAUUGCAGACCCAAGUGUCCCAGGUUUGGCAAAUGAACCAGCUCAGCCCGAGGCAACUGGUGAUCAACUCAACGGUACCGAAACGGCCCUUGAAUCGACGACCGAAGAUGCCGCAGUUAACGAAACCCCGCUGAACGGAGAACCUGUUCCCGCUCCUGGGGAGGUUCCUGGGGAAUCCGGUAUCUCAAACGUGGCUGGAAACUUCCCCGUGAUGGGCUGGAACGGAAACGGCAUGAAUCCUUUCAUGGCUGGCAUGUUCAAUUACCCGAAUACGAUGGGUAUGCCGAUGGGGAUGGACCCGAUGGCAAGUCAGGGGAUGUACGGAAUGAACAUGACUGGCAUGGGCAUGAACACUGGGAUGAACUACAACGGGGGCAUGUAUGGAUCCUUAGGAUGGGACGCAUCCCAACAGAACAACAAUAUGUGGCAAGGCGGCCAAAAUAAAUUCAAUCCAAAUGCUUUCGCAAAUGGCACGGGUCCUCCUUAUGGAGGUGCAUUUGGCGGGUCUAAUAUGUCUGCUUACCCUUCUCACUCAGACUACCAGUCCGGUUACUAUGGCGGUUACGGUCGCGGUGGAUACCGAGGUCGCGGCCGUGGCCAGUUUCAUGGCCCCGGUCGAGGUGGCUUUGGACCCAUGCAAGGUCAUUACCGUCAGGCUAACUCAGGCUAUGUCAACCAGAACCCAAGCAUGGCUAAUGGCCUCAACGGUACUCCAAUGGAUGCUGAAGGUAAUGUCCAAACAGAUGAGACUGCAGAAUCAGGUGAAACUGGACCCGAUGUGCCGGGUAAUCCAGAAGAUAUCCCCACAGACCAACCCCAAGGAAUUCCCACCAUUGACAGCCUUGAUAAUUCUGUACCAACUGGCCCUGGAUACGGUCACAUGAGUAAUGAGUAUGGUCAAUACAGGUAUGGCCGAUAUGGACAAGAACCGGGGCCGGGCGUCGAAGGCGCUCCAGCUGCUCCGCGUGCCAUGCGGCAGGGGCUACCCAACACCAGCGUUCUGCGACAACGUGGCUUCCAGAUUCAGGGUCGAGGCAGUAUCUCCUGUGAACCCUCUGAGGAUAAUCGCACAAAGGCUACAUCCAUCGCUCUGUCCCAACGUGCGCAUUCUCGAUCUCAAUCUCCCUCGCAAAAUCCAACUUCUCGCCCCCGUUCACCAUCUGUUCGUGGUACUGAAGACGAUCGUGACAGUCGGCGUGGGGCAGAGACCAAACGCCUAGAUCGGGUUGAUGAGCUACAAUCCGUCGCCCGGCACUCUCGCUCUCCAUCCCGCACAUCCUCUCGUCCAUCCUCGCGGCGCCGACAUCACGACAGUGAUCGGGAGCGAGAUAGAAGAGACAAGCACCGGUCGCAACGCUCCCGUCGUCAUCGCAGCCGUAGCCGCAGCUCCAGUCGAAAGGGCGAUUCCCGUCCCUCUGAUCGCCUAGAAAAGGUCGCAGAGAAAGAUGGAUCAAACGGCAGGAUCAAAGCAUCCUCCGAAGCCCCAGGGUCGCGCGAUCUAGCAAGCCGAAUCAGCAGCACCUACCGCUCCUCCAAGGACAGAGGAAGCCGACGCGAAGACGACAGAUCACGAGAACAGGACAGAGAUCUCCGACGCCGAGAUCGUGAGCGAGACCGCGACCGACGUGGCAGAGACCGCGAUUCCGAUCGCGAACGACGCCGUGAUGGCGACCGCGAUAAAGACAGAACUUCAGAGCGCGACCGAGAUCGACCAAGGGAGCGUGAUCGUGACCGUGAUCGCAAGCGCUCUCGCCGUGAUCGGUCCCCGUCUGCCAUCGGCGGCGACCAUCCCCCAGCCCGUCGUGUGAAACGUGCCGAUGAGGACCGUAGUCGCGACACGAACGGAACCUCAACCAAGAGGGCCGAGAUCAAUAAAGACCCUUACACCCUUGAGCGUGAAGCGCGCAACAAGGAGCGUCUCGAGCGUGAGCAGCAGCACCGUGACAAGGCCAAGUCGUCUGGCCGCCGCCGUGAUAGCCGGCAGGACCGUGUGGUGGCGGGCCGCCGCAUCAACUACAAGUACGAAGAUGAACUCUGA
This is a messenger RNA of Penicillium roqueforti, 2514 nucleotides long. Its product is annotated as RING finger protein. The coding region runs from base 1 to 2514 and encodes 837 amino acids. The transcript has 6 exons. The record is from RefSeq and is a predicted model, not a curated record. NCBI's taxonomy places the organism in Eukaryota, Fungi, Ascomycota, Eurotiomycetes, Eurotiales, Aspergillaceae.